GGAGGCAGAAAGCCCGAGGCCGAGCCGCAGGGGGUAGAGGGAGGUGCUGGUUCCAGACUCUCGUGGGUCGGCGUGCUCCUGUCUGCCGGGGGCGUCUCCUUCUCCGGGUCCCUCGUGCGCCUCCCGCUUUGGUGGGAGCUCUCCGAGUGCCUCUUUAGCGAGAGCCAAUAUCCUUUUGUGCUAAUAGGUUUGUCCUCAUUUGCUGCCUAAUUGGACUAUAUAAAGCCAAUAACAGGCGGGCUCUCAUAGCCCGAAGCCAAAGCGCCAAAAUCCGAGGGAAGGCGAGGAGGGGGGCGGUGGCAGAGGCGGCUGCGGGGCCCGGACUCGGCUGCGCCUUGGCCGGCCUAAUCCCAUUUGCCAUUGUACGCGCCCAAUCGCCGUAUACUCCCCGCAUUUAACUUGGAUGACAUUUUGAUUUCAUCAUUAGCAUCCGGCGCCGGAUUGACGCAUCCCAAACCCGGGACCGCUCUCGCAGCCUCCUCCCGGGGAGCCGCAGCUUCCACCCGGCCCCCUCGCUCCCAGGGAGCAGAGGCAGGUCCGCUCCCCGCCCCACUGGACCCCUCCCCCAUGCGAGCCCGCCCCGGCCCGGUCCCUACCCCGCCCUCCCGCGGCUUGAUUCGCGCCCGGGGCGGCCCCCGACUUUGAGCCCCGUAGUUGAGUUCCGUUUAUGGUCUGAUUUCCGGCCCCUAGCCUGCUCGCCCCGCCACCCGCCUGUCCCGCUCCCUCCCUCCGUGGGACCCGGAGGACUGGGGACCAUGCCGGAGCCCGGGCCGGACGCCUCGGGCACUGCCAGCGCGCCGCCCCCGCAGCCGCCACCCCAGCCUCCCGCGCCCAAGGAAUCCCCGUUCUCCAUCAGGAAUCUGCUCAACGGAGACCACCACCGGCCGCCCCCGAAACCUCAGCCGCCCCCACGAACGCUCUUCGCGCCGGCCUCGGCCGCCGCCGCUGCGGCCGCCGCUGCCGCCGCCGCAGCCAAGGGUGCCCUGGAGGGCGCCGCAGGCUUCACGCUCUCGCAGGUGGGCGACCUGGCUUUUCCCCGCUUUGAGAUCCCAGCGCAGAGGUUUGCCCUGCCCGCGCACUACCUGGAGCGCUCCCCGGCCUGGUGGUACCCCUACACCCUGACCCCCGCCGGCGGCCACCUCCCGCGACCAGAAGCCUCGGACAAGGCCCUCCUGCGAGACUCCUCCCCUGCAUCCGGCACCGACCGAGACUCCCCGGAGCCUCUGCUCAAGGCUGAUCCAGACCACAAGGAGCUGGACUCCAAGAGCCCGGACGAGAUCAUUCUGGAAGAGAGCGACUCAGAAGAAGGCAAAAAAGAAGGCGAGGCGGUGCCUGGCGCGGCUGGGACGGCUGUAGGGGCGACUGCGGCGACUCCGGGCUCAGAGGACUGGAAGGCGGGCGCCGAGAGCCCCGAGAAGAAGCCCGCGUGCCGCAAGAAGAAGACUCGCACUGUCUUCUCCCGCAGCCAGGUCUUUCAGCUCGAAUCCACCUUCGACAUGAAACGCUAUCUGAGCAGCUCGGAGCGUGCCGGCCUGGCCGCGUCGCUUCACCUCACCGAGACGCAAGUCAAGAUCUGGUUCCAGAAUCGUCGCAACAAGUGGAAGCGACAGCUGGCGGCAGAGCUAGAGGCCGCCAACCUGAGCCACGCUGCUGCGCAGCGCAUCGUGCGCGUGCCUAUCCUUUACCACGAGAACUCUGCCGCCGACGGUGCGGCGGCGGCCGCCGGGGCCCCCGUGCCGGUCAGCCAGCCGCUGCUCACCUUCCCGCACCCAGUCUACUACUCGCACCCUGUGGUCUCCUCCGUGCCGCUGCUACGGCCGGUGUGAGACCGGAGAGGGGAGAGGGAGUGAGCACCUGGCCGCCUUUCGGGGACCCCGGAGGAGACUGGGCUGGGUCAAGGGCGCCAAGCUGUGGCCAGCGGCCUUGAGAACCAGGGCUUGGGCUCACUGCCUUGCCUCCCACCCCACCCCCCAAUAGCAUUUUGUAAGUAUUUGCAAUGCAUUUUCGUGCAAUUCAUUCCUAUGAAUUUGAGGCGCUUCUCCUCUUAUUUUUGGUUUUGCUUACCAUUGCAAGAAAAAGGGAUGGUAGGGCUACAAAAUUCCCAGGUCAAAACUUGCAACCGAAAGUUUUUUUGAUAAAUGUAAAACUCUCCCCUUAAAUUUUUGUUGCGCUGUGGCUUUUCUUUUUUCUUUCUUUUUUUUUUUUUUGAGGGGGGUGUAUUUUUACAGAAGGAAAAUAAGCGCAAAACCCAACUUCCUUUAGUUUAUUCAUUUUGUAUAGAACUAGUUUCAAAAUCCAGAGAGAAUUCAAAUUUUGAAUUCAUAUUUAUUUCUGGAUUUAUGGGUGUGGUUCUUCUCCCCUGUCCCAGAAUCAACUACCCCACAUACACACACCCGGUUUUUUUU
Molecule: messenger RNA, 2405 nt
Organism: Phodopus roborovskii (desert hamster)
Lineage: Eukaryota; Metazoa; Chordata; Mammalia; Rodentia; Cricetidae
Gene: Hmx3
Product: H6 family homeobox 3
Exons: 2
Coding region: 756-1826 (356 amino acids)
Biological process (GO): regulation of transcription by RNA polymerase II
Cellular component (GO): nucleus
Molecular function (GO): RNA polymerase II transcription regulatory region sequence-specific DNA binding; DNA-binding transcription factor activity, RNA polymerase II-specific
Source: RefSeq, a predicted model, not a curated record